This is a messenger RNA of Centruroides sculpturatus (bark scorpion), 1043 nucleotides long. RefSeq names its product serine/threonine-protein kinase Sgk1-like. The record is from RefSeq and is a predicted model, not a curated record. Gene Ontology annotation, biological process: peptidyl-serine phosphorylation; intracellular signal transduction. Lineage: Eukaryota; Metazoa; Arthropoda; Arachnida; Scorpiones; Buthidae. Gene Ontology annotation, molecular function: protein serine/threonine kinase activity; ATP binding. The coding region runs from base 33 to 1040 and encodes 335 amino acids. The transcript is spliced from 9 exons.
ACAAUAUUCUAUUGUUGGAAUUGCUAAGAAAAAUGAUGCGAAGCGUAAGAAAAAUGUUUUUGCGAAUGUUGAGUAGUAAGGAGAAGCGGAAAAUGAGAGAGGAUAACGCUGAACCGGAUGGUCAGCGAGAUAGAGAAUAUCCCAUAAAGAUUGACGAAAAUUUGCAUGGAACAAAGUGUCUCCCCGUAGAAAAGGAGGAUUCACAGUUCCAUGGCAAGAAGCAAAAGAAAACAGGAAAAUUUAUAGAAUUCUGUAGAAACGUAUUCUAUAAAUUCUGUUGUUGUCACUGUAAUACAGCAGAGAUUUCCGAUUCGCAGAAUUGUCAAUCGGAAGAUUCUCAAUUCGGAGUUGAUUCUUCAAAAAUGAAUAAAGACAUUAUUAAUGACUAUGAAUUUCAAGAAAUUGGAAAGGGGGCUUUUGGAACAGUUUAUUUGGCUCGCUGCGGAAACUCUGACCAAAACGUGGCUUUGAAAGUCGUCGAGAGAAAGCGCUUUUGUCUUGCACAGAGGCGCGAAUUGAAUAAAGAACGAAAAGCGUGGGCAACCGUAUCGAGCCAUCCCCACAUCGUCUCUUUAAUAUGUUUCUUCAAAACAAAUACCAGUUUCUGUUUCGUCUCCGACUUUGUGGACGGACAGGAUAUAACUCAUAGUUUAGAAAAUGACGGACCCUUCGAAGAAGCCCGAGUCAAAAUGAUCGGUGCUCAAGUGGCUUCGGCCAUAAUGUAUAUUCAUGAUCGAGGAAUCAUUCACAGAGAUAUCGGGUCGAAUAACGUCAUGAUAGACAAGUCGAAAGGAGCGCAACUGAUUGAUUUCGGUCUCUGCACAUAUGAACAGAAUCCGAAUAAAUCUUGUGGGACUUUGUUCUAUCUUUGUCCAGAAAUCCUCGAGGGAAAACCGUAUGAUGCUUACUGCGAUUGGUGGGCAUUCGGAAUUCUCUUAUACCAAAUGUUAAUAGGAAAAACGCCGAUGGAGAUGUAUUUAGAAAAAGUCCCGAAUAUUGACAAUAUGUCCUUUAUGGAGAUAAUAAAAAGUAAGCGAUGAUUA